Molecule: messenger RNA, 1365 nt
Organism: Arvicola amphibius (Eurasian water vole)
Lineage: Eukaryota; Metazoa; Chordata; Mammalia; Rodentia; Cricetidae
Gene: Il1b
Product: interleukin 1 beta
Exons: 7
Coding region: 92-895 (267 amino acids)
Biological process (GO): immune response; regulation of nitric-oxide synthase activity; positive regulation of immature T cell proliferation in thymus
Molecular function (GO): cytokine activity; interleukin-1 receptor binding
Source: RefSeq, a predicted model, not a curated record
GCGGACAGCAAACCGUGUGGUGGCUCAAGGCCGAACAGGUUGAUCGGGAUUCCUCUCCAGCCAGCUUCCUGUGCAAGUGUCUGAAGCAGCCAUGGCAACUGUUCCUGAACUCAACAGUGAAAUGACAGCUUUCCAGAGUGAUGAGAAUGACCUGUUCUUUGAGGUUGACGAGCCCCAAAAGAUGAAGAGCUGCUUCCAAGCUGUUGACCUGAGCUGCCCAGACGAGAGCAUCCAGCUCCAAAUCUCCCAGCAGCAUUUCAACAAGAGCUUCCGGCAGGUGGCAUCACUUAUUGUGGCUGUGGAGAAGCUGUGGAACAUUCCUGCCUCUUGCUCGUGGACCUUCCAGGAUGAGGACUUGAGAACCUUCUUUUCCUCCGUCUUUGAAGAAGAGCCCCUCUUCUGUGAGUACUGGGAUGGCGAGCUGCUCGUGGCUGAUGUUCCCAUUCGUCAGCUGCACUGCAGGCUCCGAGAUGAACAACAGAAAUGCCUUGUGCUGUCUGACCCCUGUGAACUGAAAGCUCUCCACCUCAAUGGGCAAAAUAUAAACCAACAAGUGAUAUUCUCCAUGAGCUAUGUGCAGGGAGAGACAAGUAACAACAGGAUACCUGUGGCCUUGGGAGUCAAGGGGAAAAAUCUGUACCUGUCCUGUGUGCUGAAAGGUGACACGCCCACCCUGCAGCUGGAGAGUUUGGAUCCCAAACAAUACCCAAAGAAGAAGAUGGAAAAGCGGUUUGUCUUCAACAAGAUAGAAAUCAAAUCCAAGGUGGAGUUUGAGUCUGCGCAGUUCCCCAACUGGUACAUCAGCACCUCCCAAGCAGAACAUAAGCCUGUCUUCCUGGGAAACAACAGCGGCCAGGAUAUAAUUGACUUCACCAUGGAAUCCAUAUCUUCCUAGGAGGCCCAUGUAUGUUGGAUAAAGCCUCAACCCUUAGUGCUGACACAAGAAAUAGUCUGGACUAUUUCUAAUGCCUUCUCCAGGACAGAUCUCCCUUGUUACCAAUGAAGGGACAGCUCUGUGUCCGGGGACUCUUUAGUCCUCUGCAGAGCCAGGUCUUUCUCACCCCUCCUGCAUUUUCAGAGCCACCAUGACAAAAAUCAUGGCACAUUCUGUGCAGAGAAAGCCUGUCUUUUCUUCCUGGCCUCUGAUGGGCAACUAUUUGCCUGUUUAUUUAUGUAUUUAUUGAUUGGUUGAUAUAUUUAACUUAAUUCAAGUGGAACAUGAAGCAUGCCUACAAAAAAAAUCUAGUUUUCCAUGACAUGGAAUAAACUGAAUUUGAAUCCAGUGCAUGGUCUGAGCUGAGUUCUUUCAUUGAAGCUGAGAAUGAAGAGGCUCAUAUUACAUAGAUGAGAAAAUUUAUGAAUGAA